CGGCGCGAGCGGUCAGCUGACUGCUCCGGCCUACACGUGACUUCUUCCGUGGGCGCCGGGGUCUAGCAAUCUGUGAGGCCGGAGCCUAGGCCGGGAGCGAUGGAGCGCUGAACCGUUAACGUCAGUCGGGCCGUCUGUGUUUGUCGUCUGACUCCUGCUGGCUGGAGCUGAGAACAGCGUCUACUAAUGCAGCGUGGCCCUGCUCCUCGGAGUGCCUGUCACUGCACACUGCACAGAACACAGUACAGCGGGCGCUUCUCGAAUCUGAUUCCGAAGAAGCUGCACACGGUGACAAGCAUGACCGAGUUCUGGCUCAUCUCGGCUCCUGGGGAGAAGACCUGUCAGCAAACAUGGGAGAAGCUGCACGCGGCCACCACCAAGAACAACAACCUUGCCGCCACUGCCAAGUUCAACAUCCCUGACUUAAAGGUCGGCACACUGGAUGUCUUGGUAGGCUUGUCGGACGAGCUGGCUAAACUGGACGCGUUUGUGGAAGGGGUGGUUAAGAAGGUGGCUCAGUACAUGGCUGACGUCUUGGAGGACAGCAGAGAUAAAGUGCAGGAGAACCUUCUGGCCAAUGGAGUUGACUUGGUUACUUACAUCACGAGGUUCCAGUGGGAUAUGGCCAAGUAUCCGAUCAAGCAGUCCCUGAAAAAUAUUUCUGAAAUAAUUGCCAAGGGAGUAACACAGAUUGAUAACGACCUGAAAUCCCGCGCAUCUGCAUACAACAACCUGAAGGGGAAUCUUCAGAACCUGGAGCGAAAGAAUGCAGGAAGUCUGCUGACUCGCAGUCUGGCGGAAAUCGUGAAGAAGGACGACUUUGUCCUCGACUCUGAGUAUCUCGUCACCUUGCUGGUGGUGGUUCCCAAGUUGAACCACAAUGACUGGAUCAAGCAGUACGAGACGCUGGUUGACAUGGUGGUGCCCAGGUCGAGCAACGUGCUCUCGGAGGACCAGGACAGCUACCUCUGCAAUGUCACCCUGUUCAGGAAGGCCGUCGACGACUUCCGGCACAAAGCCAGGGAGCACAAAUUCAUCGUGCGCGACUUCCAGUACAACGAGGUGGAGAUGAAGGCAGACAAGGAGGAGAUGACCCGGCUUUCUACCGACAAGAAGAAGCAGUUUGGACCACUCGUGCGGUGGCUGAAAGUGAAUUUCAGUGAAGCGUUCAUUGCGUGGAUUCAUGUGAAAGCUUUGAGAGUCUUCGUGGAGUCUGUUCUCAGGUAUGGUCUGCCCGUGAACUUCCAGGCGAUGCUGCUGCAGCCCAACAAGAAAACCAUGAAGAAGCUGCGGGAGGUGCUGCAUGAGCUCUACAAGCACCUGGACAGCAGUGCGGCCGCCAUCAUUGACGCCCCGGUGGACAUUCCCGGCCUGAACCUGAGCCAGCAGGAGUACUACCCCUACGUGUACUAUAAGAUCGACUGCAACCUACUGGAGUUCAAGUAACGCGCGCUGCCGCCACAGCUGCUCGUGUGCUGGUGUGUGUGCUAGGCUGUCUCGUGUGCCUCCUGUCUCUGCUUGCUCCUCCCUCCCUGGACGAGGUCUCCGUAGUGUUCUGUGUCUCUACAUUUUCUUUUUAAGGGAAAAUAUAUAUAUAUAUAGUUUCUUUUUAUUGAUCAGGUCUGUAAAUGUGCACUAAAAAAAAUCAGAGUUUAUUUAUGAACAGAAGAGUUUAUUUAAGAGCAGGUCUUGUCCUUGGGUCCCAUGGCGUGAGCUCAUGCCUGGAGUGGUGUCCCUGGGGUGCCUGGUGCACUCCCCUCCGUGCGCCCCCAUCUGCUGGGGACCUGACUCCAGUCGCCCUUGAACUGUGAGGUACAGAGACAGCUGUUCUCUGGACAGCGCACGGCCCUGUGACACCACAUUCUUCGUGUGACUCGGAGGUGACGGCUCCGCGGGCGAACAGAGUGAGCGUGGCCCAGCCGGCACCCGAUGAGAUGCCUGCCUCCGGCCCACAUGUGAUGUGAUUGUGCCAAAUCCGGGUCGCAGCACAGAUUGGAAGAUUAUUUUUGAGCCUCUGAUGGUGUUUACACUGGGUCGCAGGCUUUGGUCCUCUCCGGGGUGAAGCCCGAGGGCCAGCUCUGAAUAAAAUCCAGCAAAGCCGUGCCGUGCA
Cavia porcellus (domestic guinea pig) is the source of this 2110-nucleotide messenger RNA. It is a transcript of the gene Atp6v1c1, whose product is annotated as ATPase H+ transporting V1 subunit C1. Gene Ontology annotation, molecular function: proton-transporting ATPase activity, rotational mechanism. The record is from RefSeq and is a predicted model, not a curated record. The transcript has 14 exons. The coding region runs from base 187 to 1446 and encodes 419 amino acids. Lineage: Eukaryota; Metazoa; Chordata; Mammalia; Rodentia; Caviidae. Gene Ontology annotation, biological process: proton transmembrane transport. Gene Ontology annotation, cellular component: lysosomal membrane; vacuolar proton-transporting V-type ATPase, V1 domain.